GCGGGCGGGAUCUCGACUGGCCAAUCAGCGCGCGCGCCCGUCCUUUCUCUCUCGGACCCGGAGGAGGUGAGGCCCCGGCUCCAUAACCUGCGCGCUUCGCAUCCGCGCCAUGAAGACCAUCCAGAGCAAUCAGAUCGUGGACAUACCCGAAAAUGUCACGGUGAUGUUGAAGGGGCGCAAAGUGACUGUUAAAGGACCCAGGGGAGUCCUCAAGAGGGAGUUCAACCACAUCAAUCUGGAGUUGAGCUUGCUCGGCAAGAACAAGAAGAAGUUGCGUGUGGAGAAAUGGUGGGGCAAUCGCAAGGAGCUUGCCACGGUGCGGACCAUCUGUAGCCACGUGAUGAACAUGAUGAAGGGGGUGACGCUGGGAUUCCGGUACAAGAUGCGCUCGGUGUAUGCCCACUUCCCCAUCAAUGUGGUGGUCCAAGAUACUGGCAAGCUGGUGGAGAUCCGCAACUUCCUGGGCGAGAAGUACACGCGACGCGUGCAGAUGAGGCCUGGUGUGACAUGUGCCCUCUCCACCAACCAGAAGGAUGAGCUCAUUCUUGAAGGGAAUGACAUUGAACUCGUCUCAAAUUCUGCUGCCCUCAUUCAGCAGGCCACCACUGUUAAAAACAAGGACAUCCGCAAGUUCCUCGAUGGCAUCUACGUGAGCGAGAAGACCACAGUCCUGGAACUCAAGAGCUAAAUGAGCCAAGGGUUCAGCAAGCUGCCAUAGGGAUGAUGAUUUCCAUCAUUCCAAGGAAGUGCUGCGAAUGGUGAAAGUGCUCAGAAGACAAGAGUCCUUUCUGUGUUCUUACCACCGGACAUUCUCCACAAUAAAAUGACAAAAAUAAAA
Lethenteron reissneri (Far Eastern brook lamprey) is the source of this 838-nucleotide messenger RNA. It is a transcript of the gene RPL9, whose product is annotated as ribosomal protein L9. Gene Ontology annotation, biological process: cytoplasmic translation. The record is from RefSeq and is a predicted model, not a curated record. Gene Ontology annotation, cellular component: cytosolic large ribosomal subunit; ribosome. Gene Ontology annotation, molecular function: rRNA binding; structural constituent of ribosome. Lineage: Eukaryota; Metazoa; Chordata; Hyperoartia; Petromyzontiformes; Petromyzontidae.